Messenger RNA from Tupaia belangeri chinensis (Chinese tree shrew), 564 nucleotides. RefSeq names its product interferon omega-1. NCBI's taxonomy places the organism in Eukaryota, Metazoa, Chordata, Mammalia, Scandentia, Tupaiidae. The coding region runs from base 1 to 564 and encodes 187 amino acids. Gene Ontology annotation, cellular component: extracellular region. The transcript has a single exon. The record is from RefSeq and is a predicted model, not a curated record. Gene Ontology annotation, molecular function: cytokine receptor binding. Gene Ontology annotation, biological process: defense response.
AUGGCCUUGUCAGUCUCCUCUCUGAUGGUGAUGGUGAUGGUGUUCUCUGGCCCCAUCGGCUCCCUCAGCUGUGACCUGCCUCAGAGCCUUGACUCGGGAAAGCAGGAGACCUUGACAGCUCUGGCCCAAAUGGGGACCAUCUCCUUUCUCUCCUGUCUGAAGGAUAGGACUGACUUCAAAUUCCCCCAGGAGCAGCUGGACGGCAGACAGCUCCAGAAAACUCAGGCCCUCCGUGUCCUCCACGGGAUGCUGCAGCAGAUCUUCAACCUGUUCAGCUCAGAGGGCUCCUCUGCCACCUGGGAGGAGGCCCUCCUGGACAAACUCCUCGCUGGACUUCAUCAACAGCUGGAAGACCUGGAGACCUGCUUAGUGCAGGGGGUGGGAGAGGAGCCGUCUGCCCUGGAAACUGACAGCACAACGCUGGCUCUGAGGGGGUACUUCCAGGGCCUCCAUCUCUACCUGGAAAAGAAGAACUUCAGUGACUGUGCCUGGGAGGUGGUCAGAGUGGAAAUCAGGAAGUGCUUCCUCUUCAUUAACAAGCUCAUCAGAAAACUCAGGAAUUAA